Messenger RNA from Cylicocyclus nassatus, 3721 nucleotides. Lineage: Eukaryota; Metazoa; Nematoda; Chromadorea; Rhabditida; Strongylidae. The record is from the annotation of a GenBank genome assembly.
GGCACUCCUUGUUAGUGGCAUUGCAUCGGCUUUGAUUGCGGCAUUAGAUUAUCUGGCUAUACCAGAGGAUGGCCAUCAUCGAUUGGUAGCUACGCCGGGGUGACCACGAGUGUCUGCCUAAUUCGAGGGUGAAGUGGGGAUGUUCGGUAGCAUAUUGCUUCUUGUGGCUAGCACAGCCCUGGCUGCAGAUGUUAGUGAUUGGAAAACAGGAGAAGUUACUGGUGAAGUCGUAGAGGGGAAAAGGGAUUUUCCAUGUUACUCGUUGUCACGAGAUAAUUACACUUGCGGCGCAUGCAUUCAACUGCAUGAUUCAUGUGCUUGGUGUGGAGCUCCCCUCUUUGACGCCAAGAAGCAGUAUGCAAGAUGCGAUAAUCGCGCAAGAUUGCUAGAACACGGCUGCCCUGAAUCAUUCAUCGAAGAUCCUCAAACAGUAUUGGAAGUGGAAAAGGAUGAGCCACUUUCUGAUAAAGGACAAGUCGAGAAUGAGGAUGAUGCUGUCCAGCUGAAACCUCAAGAAAUGUUUGUGGAAAUUAGACCAAAAUCACGAGUCCGUUUCAAUGUCACAUAUCGUCAAGCUGUGGAUUACCCUGUUGAUCUCUAUUAUCUUAUGGAUCUCUCAUAUUCCAUGAAAGAUGACAAGCAGAAACUUUCUGAACUUGGAGAUUUACUAGCUGUUCGUAUGCGUAACAUUACGAAGAACUUCCGCCUGGGUUUUGGAUCCUUCAUCGACAAAAAACUCAUGCCAUUUAUUGACCCUAGAAUUGAAAAGCAGAAGUCGCCAUGUGCCGAGCCUUGCGCUGAACCAUAUGGAUUCAAGCAUCAGAUGACGUUGACAACAAACACCGAAAAGUUCAAGGCGGAAGUAGACAAAGCUGAAAUUUCUGGUAAUCUCGACGCUCCGGAAGGAGGCUUCGACGCCGUCGUUCAGGCUUUGGCAUGCAAUAGCAAAAUCGGCUGGAGAGAGCGUGCUCGUAAAAUGCUUGUCUUUUCAACAGACGCUGGUUUUCACUUUGCAGGUGACGGAAGGCUAGCAGGAGUGGUGGAACCCAAUGAUGGUGAGUGUCAUCUCGAUCGUGACGGAUAUUACACGGAAACUCUGAAGCAGGACUACCCGUCCAUUGCUCUCCUCCAUCAGAUGAUCAAGGACAGAAAGGCAAAUAUCAUUUUCGCAGUCACCAAAGGCAAUCAUGAGCUCUAUACCCAGCUUUCUGAAUCCCUUCCUGAUGUCUCCUCUUCUGUCGGAAUUCUUGAGACUGAUUCGCGCAACAUCGUCGACCUCAUCGAAAAAGAGUAUCUGAAAAUUAGUGAGAAAAUCAUCAUGGUAGAUAAUGCCAAUGCCAGUGAUGGACUGAAAAUGACCUAUCGCAGUAUGUGUUUGGACGGGACGACACUUCGCGACACCAAUGUUUGCGAGGGUAUCCGUGUAGGAGAUGAGGUGCAAUUCGAGGUGACACUUGAAGCUACCCACUGUGUUGAUAAGAGAGAUUUCGUCCUGAGGAUUGGCCCUUCUGGCCUGGACGAGACACUUAUUGUCAAUGUGAAGGUGCUCUGCGAUUGCGAUUGCGAACAGGAGGACCGUAUCGUUGAAAAUGCUGAAGAGUGUCAUGGCGGUGACCAGGUCUGCGGUGUUUGCCGUUGUAAAGGUGGAAAUGUUGGCCGCUAUUGCGAAUGCAAUCGUCCAGGAAUGAGCACUGCCGCUUUGAAUGAGAAGUGCAAACGCACCAAUGAAUCAGCGAUCUGUGAAGGAAGAGGAGUAUGCAACUGUGGGCGCUGCGAAUGCAACCCGCGUCAGAACCCUGAGGAGCAGAUAUCGGGAGAAUUCUGCGAGUGCGAUAACUUUAAUUGUCCUCGACAUGAUCGCAAAAUUUGUGCUGAACAUGGAGAAUGUAACUGUGGACAGUGCAUUUGUGCCCCAGGAUGGACAGGACGUGCAUGUGAAUGCCCAAUCAGCCAAGACUCUUGCAUGUCUGCUAAUGGGAAAAUCUGCAAUGGAAAGGGCGAAUGCAUCUGCGGACGUUGUCGGUGCUUCGAUGGACCAGAUGGAAACAGGUACUCUGGAGCCAAGUGCGAAAUCUGUCCCACUUGUCCGACAAAAUGUAUAGAAUAUAAGCCCUGCGUUAUGUGCCAGCAAUGGGGCACUGGUCCUUAUGACGAAGAACGAUGUAAAGAGUGUCCUUUCACAGUGAUACCCGUUGAAGAGCUACCAGAACUGAAUGAGACUACGGCUUGUCAGUUUGUUGAUCCUGCUGAUGACUGCACUUUCUAUUACCUUUACUACUACGAUGAAGCCACGGAUAAUGCUACCGUGUGGGUCCGGGAACACAAAGACUGCCCUCCACCUGUGCCUGUUCUUGCCAUCGUACUUGGCGUCAUAGCAGGAAUUGUAAUUCUUGGCUUGAUCCUUCUCCUCGUCUGGAAGCUUCUCACCGUACUGCAUGAUCGUGCUGAGUACGCUAAGUUCAACAAUGAAAGGCUUAUGGCGAAGUGGGAUACGAAUGAAAAUCCGAUCUACAAACAGGCCACCACCACUUUCCGAAAUCCUGUAUAUGCUGGCAAUAAAAACAAAGGAUUAUUCAUCAAAGUGGCGAGAUUUCGUCUACUCACCUCUACUAUUCGUAGAAUGGUGUCCUCUACUGAGUUAACGCCUAUAGAGAAAGCUAAGCGGCAGGCUGCCUACGCGUGUGCAGAAAAGAAUAUUGCAAGCGGCUGUCGCCUUGGUGUUGGAUCUGGUUCCACUGUUAAGUAUCUUGUGGAAUAUCUUGAAUCAGCAGUGAAAUCAGGAAAAUUGCAAAACAUUGUUUGUGUACCGACUAGUUUCUUGACAAAACGAUGGCUGUUGGAUGCUGGUCUAACGGUCACAGAUCUAGAUAGUACACCUGAACUUGACGUCUGCAUUGAUGGAGCUGAUGAGGUAGAUGCUCAUUUCACAUGCAUCAAAGGCGGUGGCGGCUGCCUUGCUCGUGAGAAAAUUGUACAAAAUGCCGCUAAGAAGUUCUUCGUGAUCGCCGACAGUUCCAAAGAAUCCGUUAAACUUGGUGAACACUUCAACCAUGUGCCAAUCGAAGUCCUACCAUUUGCCGCCUCAUGUGUGCUGCGAUCUCUGCCUCGUUCCGAAGGUGGAACUGCGCAGCUUAGGAUGGCAACGAAGAAAUGCGGACCAGUGAUAACAGACAAUAACAAUUAUAUUGUUGACUGGACUUUUGAGAAGAGCAGGAACUAUGAUUGGAAGGAGGUUCAGCUUAGACUCGCUAAUACUCCAGGGAUCGUGGAGACUGGAUUGUUCAUAGACGUUGUUGACAGCGUAUUUUUCGCGAAACCAGAUGGCAGCGUCAAGGAGCUUGACGCAAAGAAAAAACCUUAAUUUAGCUUAAAAAUUAUUUUCAGCUUAUUAGAUUUGUUUCUAGUUUUGAUCAGAGUCUGCACUUUUAUUCGGAGCAGGACACCUCUUGUUGUCUUCAAGAGGUGAUGAUUUUAUUCUAGUUGUGCCUUCUACCUCGAGUAAGGCCUUAUCUAGUUGUUGCCUUUACCCGGUUGUGGGUUCCGAACAUAUUCCGAAUGUUGUGAAGCUUCUCUAUUUCACUUUCCUGAACGUGGUUGUGCUCGGUGUAGUUGUUUCGUUUCGGUGCCUUCUUUGCUACACAUAAUGCUUUCGAAUAAUCCAUCGCAAUAUGUGCUGUACUUAUUCCAAAGUUCAUGCUUAAUAAAUUUUGCUUUCCGACUG